AUUGAGAUUGUACUACACUCCCAAAUACCAUUCAAACAAUCCAACCUCACCCAGAUGGCCUCCGUCAUAGCGAGGUUGCCUCCCCACCCAGCUGUGUCUAUCAAUGGAAGACGGCCUCUUUUUGGACUUAGUCCGAUAUCUACUCUUCGUACUUUUUCGGAGAAACCAGUUCGUUCAACAAUUGCUGCAAAGGCCACUAGUCAAGGCUCUGAAUCUUCUACCUCGAUUUCUUUUAAAUCUAUACGGAAUGUUUGGGAUAAAUCAGAAGACCGUAUUGCAUUGAUUGGAUUGGGAUUUGCUGGUAUUGUUGGUGUUUGGGCAGCAAUAAAUCUUGUUGCGGCUAUCGACAAACUUCCUAUAGUCCCAAGUACGCUUGAAUUUAUAGGAAUAUUGUUUUCUUCUUGGUUCGUAUAUCGCUACCUCCUGUUCAAACCUGACAGAGAAGAGUUGUAUCGAUCAGUGAAUAAAUUGAUCUCAGAUGUCUUGGGUCAGUAACUCGAAAGGAUUAUGAAUAUGUAAUUUAUGUAAUGUAAUCUCUAUACACCUAUGUGAAGAGAAAUAUUGGUUAUAAAACCCUGCUGUUUGUGCUGUGAUGUUCAUAUGGUAUUGUGAUCUUUGGUGAUUUA
Ipomoea nil (Japanese morning glory) is the source of this 626-nucleotide messenger RNA. Its product is annotated as protein CURVATURE THYLAKOID 1C, chloroplastic. The transcript is spliced from 7 exons. Bases 55 to 495 code for a protein of 146 amino acids. NCBI's taxonomy places the organism in Eukaryota, Viridiplantae, Streptophyta, Magnoliopsida, Solanales, Convolvulaceae. The record is from RefSeq and is a predicted model, not a curated record. Gene Ontology annotation, cellular component: chloroplast thylakoid membrane; thylakoid.